Messenger RNA from Homalodisca vitripennis (glassy-winged sharpshooter), 748 nucleotides. Its product is annotated as protein SREK1IP1-like. Bases 192 to 671 code for a protein of 159 amino acids. Gene Ontology annotation, molecular function: nucleic acid binding; zinc ion binding. The transcript has 2 exons. The record is from RefSeq and is a predicted model, not a curated record. Lineage: Eukaryota; Metazoa; Arthropoda; Insecta; Hemiptera; Cicadellidae.
UCUUACAACGGGAUCUGACGUCAGAGAAGUUGGACGAUCUGGAGUAUGAUCUGAAGUCGGGAAAAUACCAAUCAGAAACGCCCUUGGUCAUCACUGAGAGCUUUGGUGGCACCACCCUGCACUUCUGCGAAACAAGAAAAUCAUCCCUCGAGAGGGUACCCAAAUUCAAGCCCAGAUCACACAACGUGAAAAUGGAUCCAGAAAUUCUAGCACGCUUAAUGCCACAAGGGAAAGAGACUGUGCGACCAGCAUGUAAAAAGUGUGGAUACGCAGGACACUUGACCUAUCAGUGCAGAAACUUCAUCAAAAUAGAUCCCAACAAAGAUAUAGUGUUGGACGUGAGCAGCACCAGCAGUGACACAGAAGACGACUAUACGACACCACUCACCCUGUUGAGGGAUGAGGAGUUGCGUUCUAAACUGAAGGACGAGAAGAAAAAUAAAGCUAAGAAAAAGAAGAAGAAACGAAAACACAAGGCCCAAGAUAGUUCGGAAUCUGAAGAGGAAAGUCCCAAGAAGAAAAGGAAGAAAUCAUCCAGUGACGAGGACACAUCUCUCAGUGAAAGUGAUCGCACCAGGAAAAGUAAGCACAAAUCAAAAAAGAAGAAGAAGAAACACAAAACAAAGCACAGAAAGACAAAACGGUCUCGUUCUAGUAGUGAGUCAGACUGAAAUGUAAAGUGUUGUAUGUAAUUUAGUUCAAACAUUGUAUAAUGUAAAAUCUAAAAUAAAGAAGUUUGAAUACCAAA